AGUGGGUUUCCAUCUUUCCGACAGACCUUGAAAGCAGCAGCAGAGCUCAUCUGUUGGACAGGGAAACUAAUCAGGAGCGAAGUAAGACUUUUCUGUACUGCUAGCUUCUAGGCUAGCGAGCUUUUUAAAGUCAGCCGUCCAGACAAACAAGGAGCAGAGCCUUUUAAUGACGUACAGUGUCUUUUCUGUACACAUUUCAGUGUCGAGCUAUGCUUUAGUUAACCUGUUUUGUUACUGCGCUGAAAGUACCGAGGCGGACAGCCUCUGGCCAGCUGAAGCUUGCGGCUAGCUCAUUAACGUUAGCUGGGAAAUAAGUGCAAGUGGAGGCGAGAAAAUGGAGCUGGACGAGGUAGUCCUGUAUCAGGACGAGUCUGGGAACUCUACCAUGAUGUCCGAGCGAGUCUCGGGUCUGGCGAGUUCGAUAUACCGUGAGUUUGAACGGCUAAUCGAGAAAUAUGACGAGGACGUAGUGAAGGAGCUGAUGCCGCUGGUCGUCGCAGUCCUGGAGAACUUGGACUCGGUGUUCGCUGUCAACCAGGAGCACGAAGUGGAGCUGGAGCUGCUGAAGGAGGACAACGAGCAACUUGUUACCCAGUAUGAGAGAGAGAAGGCUCUGAGGAAGCACGCCGAAGAGAGGUACAUCGCCUUCGAAGACUCCCAGGACGGAGAGAAGAAGGACCUCCAGUGUCGGCUGGUGACGUUGGAGUCACACACGCGCCAGCUAGAGCUAAAAACAAAGAACUAUGCAGAUCAAAUCAGCAGAUUGGAGGAGAGAGAAGCUGAGCUCAGGAAGGAGUACAACACUCUCCAUCAGAGACACACUGAGAUGAUCCACAGCUACAUGGAGCAUCUGGAGAGAACCAAACACCAGCAUGCAGUAACCCCAGCAGAACCUCCAGACACAGGCACAGGCACAUCAGUAAGGACAAGGAAAGAGCGUCCCAUCUCCAUGGGCAUAUUCCAACUUCCUGGGACAGAUGGUAUAACCCCUGACCUCCAGAGGGAACCUGUGGACACUUCCUCUGAGCCAUGGAGAUUCAACAACCUUAGUCAUCCACGGUCCAACACCAGCCUCAAGACCAUUGAUAGCCCUCAGCCUGAGGAACAGUUCUAUCCAAUCAGAAUGGAAGAUGAAAGUGUGGAGGAGGUUUUUCUCAGUCAGGAGGCUGAUCAGGACCAGGAUGAACUGGCGGGUGCUAACCGGGGCGGCUCCAAGUCCAGUACUCCCACUAACCAAGGAAGCAUCUCCAGAAGCGGAGAAUCCAAAUCCAACAUGUCCUCUCAGGGUGGAACCACUAAAUCAAACAGCGCUAACUCUCAGUCAGCAACACCUCUGUCCCCUCACGGUGGGGAGUCUACUGGAAGGAGCGCCGGCGGUGGGUCCACUGCUGUGACCCCGUCUACUGAUGCCUCUGAUGUCGCCAUGGAGUCGGUGGACACCCCCCUCCAGGAGCAGGAAUUUUCAGACGGGCUCAAUAAGAACCUGGACAGGAACAGUGGGAAACCAGAGAGCAGUAAAAACAUUGCAGUGCAAGAAGGACAGCUGGAUGGAGCGGAUGACCUAGAGAAGUCUGAGGUGCAGGCCAUCAUUGAGUCCACGCCUGAGCUGGACAUGGAUCUAGGCUGCAGAGGGACAAGCACUCCAACUAAAGGUGGAAUAGAGAAUCUGGCGUUUGACCGAAACACUGAGUCAUUGUUUGAGGAGCUGUCGUCGGCAGGAAACGACCUGAUUGGAGAUGUGGACGAGGGGGCAGAUCUGCUGGGUAUGGGCCGGGAAGUGGAACAUCUUAUCCAAGAGAACACCCAACUGCUGGAGACCAAAAACGCUUUGAAUGUGGUGAAAAACGACCUGAUAGCCCGCGUGGAUGAGCUGGCCUGUGAGAAAGAGGUUCUGCGUGGGGAGCUGGAAGCUGUCACUCAGUCCAAGACCAAACUAGAAGAGAGGAACAAAGAGUUAGAAGAAGAACUCAAGAAGGUUCGAGCAGAGCUUGAAGAAACCAAACAGAAGGUCAAGAAUGACAAUGAGGACGAUAGCGACGUGCCAACAGCACAGAGGAAACGCUUCACCAGGGUUGAGAUGGCCCGAGUGCUGAUGGAGAGAAACCAGUACAAGGAGAGGCUGAUGGAGCUGCAGGAGGCUGUCAGAUGGACAGAAAUGAUCAGGGCUUCAAAGGAGAACCCAGCUCUACCAGAGAAGAAGAAAUCCAGCCUCUGGCAGUUGAGUUUCAGCCGUUUGUUUAGCUCGUCGGGCGGGGCGGCCAAGAAGCCGGCGGUGGAGGCUCCAGUGAACGUCAAGUACAACGCGCCGACCUCUCAGAUUCAGCCGUCCGUCAAGAAGAGGAGCAGCACUCUGCAGCAGCUGCCCAGCGACAAGAGCAAAGCCUUUGAUUUCCUCAAUGAGGAAGCGGCAGCAGAUAACGUGGUGUCCAGGAGAGAGCAGAAGAGGGCUCAGUACCAGCAGGUCAAAGCUCACGUCCAGAAGGAGGAUGGCAGAGUGCAAGCAUACGGCUGGAGUCUCCCUAAGAAAUACAAAGCUAAUGGUGGUCAGGCAGAGGGUAAACUAAAGAAUCUACCUGUACCCGUCUUCCUCAGACCACUGGAUGAGAAAGAUGCUUCUAUGAAGCUGUGGUGUGCUGCUGGUGUGAACCUCUCUGGAGGAAAAACCAGAGAUGGCGGUUCCAUCGUGGGAGCCAGCGUCUUUUACAGUGACGUACCCGGACCAGAGAGCCCUAAAAAGAAAAUCGGAUCUCAGAGCAGCCUGGACAAACUAGAUCAGGAACUCAAGGAGCAGCAGAAGGAGUUGCGGCAGCAGGAAGAGUUGUCGUCACUGGUUUGGAUCUGCACCAGCACACAGUCCACUACUAAAGCUGUCGUAAUAGAUGCAAACCAGCCUGGAAAUAUUCUGGAGAGCUUUUUUGUAUGCAACUCCCACGUCCUCUGCAUCGCCAGCGUACCAGGUGCCAGAGAGACAGACUACCCUGCUGGGGAGGAAGUAGCUCCAAACUCUGAGGCAGAACCAGCAGGAGAAGGCAGCGCACAACCAAUCAAUAACAGCUCAGCAGGGGCAGAUGGCGUGCUGGGAGGCAUCACUGUAGUUGGCUGUGACACUGAGGGAGCAUCAGCAGUUCCUCAGACUGCAGUCAGUCCAGAAUCCAAACCAGCAGAGGAAGCCACCGAAGCGACGGAGGCCAGCUCAGGUUCUGCAGACCAAAGAGAGAGCCUGAGAGGAGUCUACACCGAGCACGUCUUCACUGAUCCUCUCGGAGCUCAGCAGACAGCAGAGGCUCCGGCCAACUACUCUCAGAGGGAGAGUGAUCUGCUGAAAGACGGGGUGAGCUCAAACCCCAGCGCAGAGGAGCAGGACCUGAUGAGAGAAGAGGCUCAGAAAAUGAGCAGUGUUCAGCCCACUAUGUGGCUGGGUGCACAGAACGGAUGUGUGUACGUCCACUCCUCUGUGGCUCAGUGGAAGAAGUGCCUGCAUUCGAUAAAGCUGAAGGACUCAGUGCUGGGCAUAGUACAUGUAAAAGGCCGCGUGCUGGUGGGCCUCUCUGAUGGCACCUUGGCAAUAUUCCACAGAGGAGAUGAUGGACAGUGGGACCUCACCAACUACCACUUACUAGACUUGGGCAGACCACAUCACUCCAUCCGCUGCAUGACUGUAGUUCAUGACAAGGUGUGGUGUGGCUACAGGAACAAGAUCUAUGUGGUGCAGCCCAAAGCAAUGAAGAUAGAGAAAUCAUUCGAUGCCCACCCUCGUAAGGACAGUCAGGUACGUCAGCUGGCCUGGGAUGGCGAUGGUAUCUGGGUCUCCAUCAGACUGGACUCCACUCUCAGGCUGUUCCACGCUCACACCUUCCAGCACCUUCAGGACGUCGACAUUGAGCCCUACGUCAGCAAGAUGCUCGGUACGGGGAAACUGGGCUUUUCAUUUGUGAGGAUCACAGCCCUCAUGGUGUCAUGUAGCCGUCUCUGGAUCGGCACUGGGAACGGUGUCAUCAUCUCCAUCCCUCUGACAGACACCAACAAGGCAACCAAGGCAGCAGGAAACCAUCCAGGAAGUGUAGUUCGAGUCUACGGUGAUGAUACGUCUGACAAAGUGACACCUGGGACGUUCAUCCCAUACUGCUCCAUGGCUCACGCUCAGCUCUGCUUCCACGGUCACAGAGACGCUGUCAAGUUCUUCACCGCUGUCCCAGGUCAUGCUGUCCCAUCUGCGUCCUGUGGAGGGGAAGCAGCAGGGGACAAAGCGACAGAUGCUGCAGCUCAGGAUGGAACCAAGUCUAUGUUGGUGAUGAGCGGAGGAGAAGGAUACAUUGACUUUAGGAUGGGUGAUGAGGAUGGCGAGGGGGAGGAUGGAGAGGAGGCCCGCAUGAAACUGCAGCCCUUCCUAGCUAAAGCGGAGCGCAGCCACCUCAUCGUCUGGCAGAUAAUGGCCAGCGAGGACUGAACUCUGACCUCAGACCCCCUGGGGACAGAUUUGCCUUUUUCUCUCGCCUCGGAGGAGUUCAUGCGGACGACUCUGCUCUGCAGGCACGAGUUUAAUCAGCACUUUUAUCUUCCUCAAACAUGAACAGAAAGAAACAAGCAAAAACUGCUCUAAGAGCACUCAGUAAUAAGACUGGAGCAGUGCUGACAGACACAAACACUGCAUGACGUUGGUUUGUUAUGGGUUGUUUUGUUGUAUGUUUUUUUAAUUUUAUGAAUUUCAUCCUGUUAUAUUGCCUAUUUCUCUUUUAAUAUUAUUUGAUGUUAAGCUGUUAUGAAAACAGAUAUUUUGUUUAUUUUUGUCUGGCAAAUACAAUGAACUUUCUUCC
Molecule: messenger RNA, 4814 nt
Organism: Cheilinus undulatus (humphead wrasse)
Lineage: Eukaryota; Metazoa; Chordata; Actinopteri; Labriformes; Labridae
Gene: spag9b
Product: sperm associated antigen 9b
Exons: 30
Coding region: 335-4447 (1370 amino acids)
Biological process (GO): vesicle-mediated transport
Cellular component (GO): cytoplasm
Molecular function (GO): kinesin binding; JUN kinase binding; signaling receptor complex adaptor activity
Source: RefSeq, a predicted model, not a curated record